Molecule: messenger RNA, 804 nt
Organism: Strigops habroptila (Kakapo)
Lineage: Eukaryota; Metazoa; Chordata; Aves; Psittaciformes; Psittacidae
Product: interleukin-1 family member 10-like
Exons: 4
Coding region: 21-758 (245 amino acids)
Biological process (GO): positive regulation of gene expression; inflammatory response to antigenic stimulus; cytokine-mediated signaling pathway
Molecular function (GO): cytokine activity; interleukin-1 receptor binding
Source: RefSeq, a predicted model, not a curated record
CCUCCUUCCUUCCUCGUCCCAUGGGUGAGCGGGGACCCCCGGGAGCGGGCAGCGGCGGCGGGGCCAUGGCGCGCCAGCCCGCGCUCCCCCUCGCCCUCCUCCUCUUCUGUCUCCGCGCAGAGGCCGAAGCCGCCGCCCGCGGCCCCGCGCCCGCCCCGCGGAGCGCGGUGUUCCGGUACCGGAUCUGCGACGUGGACCACAAGCGCCUUUACCUGCGCGACGGGCGGCUCGUGGCCGGGCACCUGCAGGGGGCCAACGCGGCGCGGGAAGAGAAGGUGUUUUGGGUGCCCAACCGCGCCUUCGCGCCCGCCCGGCUGCCCGUCAUCAUGGGCAUCCAGAACGGGUCCCGGUGCCUCGCCAGCGCCCCCGGCCCCCGGCCCAGCCUGUGCCUGCAGGACGCCGACAUCCGGGAGCUGCCCCGCGCCGGGCCGGCCUCGGCCGCCUUCACCUUCUUCCGCUCGUACCGGGCCGGGCUGUGGCGCUUCGAGUCGGCCGCGAACCCCGGCUGGUUCCUCUGCACCUCGGCGCGGGGCCACCAGCCCCUGGGGCUCUCCCGGAGCCACGAUGCCACCACCCGCCUCGACUUCUACUUCAGCGCCGCCGAGUCCCCGGAGCCCGGCACCGCCCCUGGGGACGGUGACACCCCCACGGGGGACCGGGACCCCCCCAUCGGGGGCGGUGACACCCCCACUGGGGACCGGGAUCCCCCCACUGGGGACCGGGACCCCCCCAUCGGGGGCGGUGACACCCCCCGGUGACCCCCGGUGACGCCGCGGGGCAAUAAAGCUGCCGAGGGCACCUGCU